Molecule: messenger RNA, 1914 nt
Organism: Cercospora beticola
Lineage: Eukaryota; Fungi; Ascomycota; Dothideomycetes; Mycosphaerellales; Mycosphaerellaceae
Product: M14 family metallopeptidase
Biological process (GO): proteolysis
Molecular function (GO): zinc ion binding; metallocarboxypeptidase activity
Source: RefSeq, a predicted model, not a curated record
CUUCAUGAGAGACGGUUGAAGAUGUAUACGUCGAUUUCAUUAUCUCUGGUACUUGGACUGGCCUCUGCCACUCAAUAUGGAAACAACUGGGUACCUGUCAAAUACGAUCCACCGCAGGUCGAGAAGAAUUUCCAGGAUCCUGGGAUCAAAUUGAUCUCGCCAGCGUUUAUUAAGAACGAUACAAUUCCACCGGGGUUCUCGAAUGGAACAGCCGGGCCUACAAGCCAGGUGAUCUUGGAUGUCUAUAUCCAAGCGCUUGCGGAUCGAAACCCCUGGAUCAAGUAUUCGCCGGCCGAAUAUGAGAGCGAGGAAGGUCGUGACUUUCCAUAUAUCCUCCUUACGAAUGGGCAACAGCCCAAUUUUACCUACAGUCCAUCAGGUGGAAAUGUCUCGAAUCCUCUCUGGGGUGGGAACAUCACGACAGAUCAAUCGCAAAGUAGUGGAGCGAGCGACAAGCUCAGGAUAUGGAUUCAGGGCGGAGUGCACGGUAAUGAACCAGGUGGCGAUCAAGCGGUAAUGGCUUUACUCGGCAAGAUGAACGCGAACCAGACUUGGACAAACCAGAUCUUGCAAAAUGCAGACAUCAUGGUUCUGCCUCGAUACAAUCCAGAUGGCGUGGCGUACUUCCAACGAACUUUCGCCAGCAAUUUCGAUCCCAACCGCGACCACACAAAGCUCGCAAGACAGCAAUCACGAGACAUCAAGCGCACCUUCUCGGACUUUGCUCCUCAUAUCGCUGUCGACCUGCAUGAGUACGGCGCAGGCACACUCUACAGUGGAAGCUACGUACCUGGAGCCGAUGCUAUGUUCAGCGCAGCCAAGAAUCUGAACAUCCAUGCCAGCAUUCGCAACAUUUCCGAAGAAGUCUUCGCUCCAGCCAUCGCAGCUCACCUUGAGAAACAAGGCUUCCGAUGGGAGCCCUAUGCAACUGGAGCAUCCGAUGGCGACACCCGCAACUCUACCAUCAUGCUCAAAGAAGCCGAUAGCGACGCCAAAAUCGGCAGAAACUCCAUGGGUCUCUCCCAAGCAAUCGUCUUCCUCUUCGAAACACGAGGAAUCGGCAUCGCCGAUCAAGAAUUCGCCCGACGAACCGCAACCGGUCUCGCCUUGCUCGAAGCAACCAUCAACACCGCAAUCGCCAACGCAGCCGAAAUCCGGCAAGUCGUGGAAGACAGCAUCGAAGAUUUCGUACAAAGCCAAGAUAAAAUUGUCAUCGCCGACCACCCACAAAACGCCACAGUGAGAAACUGGACUCUCAUCGACUACCAAACCGGCGAAUUACAACAAGUCCCCGUAGCAUUCUUCGCCACAACACCCACAAUCGCGAACCUCACCCGUGCGAGACCAGAAGCCUACCUCAUUCCCAAAGGCUGGAAAGAUCUCAUUCCGAGACUCGAAGCUUCUGGUCUGGAAGUCGAGACGCUCGAUCAAGCUUUCCGCGGCUCAGUCGAAGCUCUCACGAUCGAGACAGCAGGUUUCACGGAAGCAGCAUAUUUCGAAGGCGCAGUUCUCGCUUCUGUUACCACAAAGGCAACGACGAAGAAUGUUGACCUUCCGGCUGGGAGUUUCUUGGUUAGCACGAGGCAGAAAAAUGCUGGGUUGGCGUUUGCGGCUCUCGAGCCGGAGAAUAUCGACUCGUAUGUUAGCUUCGGAGUCGUGCCGAUGGCGGCGGGGGAUGAGUAUCCAAUCUACAGGGUUAUGGCAUGAGCGAUUAGAGGCGGCGAGGAGACGACGUGCAUGAUUUGUACGAUGACAGUAUUGGCGAAGUAGCCGUGACACGAUAUGACCAUGACUUGGGUCACGAGGCAGGAGUUUUGCAUUCUCGGCGUUUUCAGUAUUUAGCGCCUCUCUUGACUUCAUUCCGUUUCAUACCACUAGGCUUAGCAGACCAAAAAACAAUUGAAAGUUCCGGAG